AUGGGUACUGUGGAGUAUGAAAAUGAUCCAGUAAAUAUUAAUAAAGCUUUAUCACAUCAAAGAUCAAUAUUACCGUUUGCUUAUAGGAAAGAAAGUGAAGCUUUUGGACAAAUUGUUAAAAAUCAAAACCAUGAUUUAGAUGAUUCUGAAUAUGAUUCAAAAAUUAAAAUUGUGGAAAGACAAGAAUACCUAGAUCAGGUUUAUGAAGGAAGAUUUGAAGAUGAAGAUGGUAAUCUUAUUGAACGUGAAGAAACCUCAUUACAAUCAAGAUUAGAUCCUAAAACUUUGGAAGCAAGAGCUCCAAGAUCACAAAUCAAGAUACCCCCUUUAAUAUCAAGCGCUAUUCAUAAUCAUAUAUUAGCUUUACGUCUUCCUAAACGUUUAAGAACUGCAACUUCUGAUGCAUAUGUUGCAUUAAUGAAACAAAAAAUUCAUAAACCAACAAAAUCUCCAAUGGAAGCUGAUGCACAUAUUGCUGGUAUGUUUAUUCAAAAUUAUGCGUCAAUAUAUCAAUCUUUAUCAGAAUUGAAGAAGAGAAAAGGUGAUAAUUUCAAGCCAAAUAGUGUUUUAGAUAUUGGAUUUGGUCCUGCAACUGGUAUGAUUGCUCUAAAUGAAUUAAUGGGUCAAGAUUUCAAACCAGAAGUUAAAGAUGCAAUUAUCGUGGGUGAUAAAACUAUGAAAGAUAAAGCUAAAAUCUUAUUAUCUAGACAAGUUCAAGAAUAUACUGGUGAUAUUGAAGAUUUAAUUAUUGAUGAAAAAACUCAAGAAGAAGUUUUGGGAAUUCAAGAAAGUUUUAAUGAAGAUGAAGAAAUUGAUCCUGUUAUACAAGCUGAAAUUGAUGAAAAAAUUGGUGGAAUCAAGACAAAUAAGAUUAAAACAAGAACUAAAUUACGUGAUUAUUUAUCACCAACCAAGAAAUAUGAUCUUAUCAUUGCAACUCAUCAAAUGCUUCAAGAUGCUACUAGAUUCCCUUAUCAAGUUGAUGAAAAUGUUGAUAUUUUGGUUAAAUCACUAGCACCAAAUGGUCAUUUAGUCAUUGUGGAAAGAGGUACACCUUUAGGUUUUGAAUUAACUGCAAGAGCAAGACAAAUUAUGAUUAAACCUGAAAAAUUUGGCAAUGAAAAUGGUAAAAUUCCAAGACCUUAUAACAAGAGUUCAUCAGUUAAAGGUAAAUCAAAACAUAAUUUAGGUAAAAUUUCUGAAGAUGUUCAAAAUGCUCCAUUUGAAACUAAUGAAAAAGAUUUAGAAUUUGAAGAUGAUGUAAAAGAUAUGUUAGUUGAAGAUUCUAAAAUUUCAAAUGAAUUUAUCGAAAAAGAAGUUGAACCAUAUCAUUUAUCAAUCAUUGCACCAUGUGCUCAUCAUCAUAAAUGUCCAUUACAAACUUUAAAACCACAUUAUUUUAAUACCCCAACUGGUAAAAAAUUUGAAUGGUGUCAUUAUGAACAAUCAGUUGAAAGACCAAGAUUUUCUAUGGAAAUUAAAAGAGGUAAAGUUUUACAUUCAAAAUGGGCUACACCAGAUGCUGGUAGAUCUAAGAAAAGUACACCAGGUAGUGGUAGACAAAAUGGUAAUAAUUAUGAAGUUGCAAGUUAUUCCUAUAUGAUUGCUGAAAGAUCUGGUAUCGACAAAAGCACAAUUUCCAACAUUGAAUCAGAUCGUGAAAAUGCAUAUCAUGAUGAUUUGGUUGGUGUUAUUGGUGAAGGUCAUCAUAACUGGCCACGUAUUAUGAAGACUCCAUUGAAAAGAAAAGGUCAUGUUACAAUGUCAGUUUGUGGUGCUUCUGGUAAGAUUGAAAAAUGGUCAAUUGCAAAAUCUCAAUCAAAACAAAUUUAUUAUGAUGCAAGAAAAUCAAGUGCUGGUGAUCUUUGGGCUUUAGGUGCUAAAACAAGAAUGGCUAGUAGUUUUGGAUAUAAUGAAGAAAAAGUUACAAAAAUUGAAAGAUAUUUAAAAGAAGAAGCUAAACGUUUGAAAAAACAAAGAAAAUUAUUAUCAAAACAAGAAGAUAAAUUAUCUAGACAAGAAGAAGUUUCUAUUGAAAAUGACUCAGAUGCAACAAUUGAACAAAAAAUUGAUGUUUGGGUUAAUCAAUUCGAUAAUAGAAAAUCUCAAAAACAAGCUGAUAAAAGAGGUAUGAAAAGUAAAAGGGAACUAGCUAACAAAAAGAAAGCUAAAGUUUCUUUAUAA
This is a messenger RNA of Hansenula ciferrii, 2184 nucleotides long. It is a transcript of the gene RSM22, whose product is annotated as tRNA methyltransferase RSM22. Gene Ontology annotation, cellular component: mitochondrial small ribosomal subunit. The coding region runs from base 1 to 2184 and encodes 727 amino acids. Gene Ontology annotation, molecular function: methyltransferase activity; structural constituent of ribosome. Lineage: Eukaryota; Fungi; Ascomycota; Saccharomycetes; Phaffomycetales; Wickerhamomycetaceae. The record is from RefSeq and is a predicted model, not a curated record. The transcript has a single exon. Gene Ontology annotation, biological process: translation.